Messenger RNA from Frieseomelitta varia, 4999 nucleotides. It is a transcript of the gene ssh, whose product is annotated as protein phosphatase Slingshot. Bases 263 to 3469 code for a protein of 1068 amino acids. NCBI's taxonomy places the organism in Eukaryota, Metazoa, Arthropoda, Insecta, Hymenoptera, Apidae. Gene Ontology annotation, cellular component: cytoplasm. The record is from RefSeq and is a predicted model, not a curated record. The transcript has 5 exons. Gene Ontology annotation, molecular function: protein tyrosine/serine/threonine phosphatase activity; actin binding. Gene Ontology annotation, biological process: protein dephosphorylation; actin cytoskeleton organization; negative regulation of actin filament polymerization.
UCGAGGGAGAAACAAUUUCGUGAGAAAAAAAGAGAGAGGGUCAGCCUGACUUUCGUGUCGAAAAAAAGGACACGCUCGCGUGCUCGAAGAACUCGAGGCAAUUGGCGGAGGAUUCGGGGAAUCGAAUUGACGGAACUUUGGAAUCCGUCGUUGGGAACAAGUUUGAAAAAAGCGCGCUGUGACGGACUCUCGAGGGGGAGAGUCGGUCCAAUGACCUUGGCAAGAAUAACCCACAAGGCCGGACAUCAGCCCGCGAGGAAGCAUGGUGACGCGUGGCUCUGUUUACGUUGCGGUUCUCUUUAUCUUGCCUUUGAUCCUUCGGCUCUUUGGGAACCUCAGAAGAAGCAAGAUCCUCGCCGACGUCCGGAAAGCUGCCAGGUCGGCCUUGCAGACGCUGCACAAGGUGUCGAGUAAGGCGCGCGAGCAGAAUUACUUCCUGGGUGGGCUGUCGCACGACUGGGUCAGUUACUAUGAGCAACGAAUCGAGAGCGAUCGCUCGUGUCUCAACGAGUGGCAUGCCAUGGACAAUCUGGAAUCUCGAAGACCACCGUCGCCGGACAGCGUGCGCACCAAACCCAGAGAAAGGGACGAGACUGAGCGCGUGAUCCGAUCGACGUUGAAGGAGAUCAUGAUGUCCGUGGACCUCGACGAGGUAACCUCGAAGUACAUUCGAGGCCGUCUCGAGGAAGACCUCGACAUGGAUCUCGGGGAGUUUAAGCCAUUCAUCGAUCAGGAGAUGCUCACCAUUCUCGGUCAGAUGGACGCGCCGACUGAAAUAUUUGAUCACGUUUACCUAGGAAGCGAGUGGAACGCGAGUAACUUGGAGGAGCUCCAGAAGAACGGUGUCAGACAUAUUCUGAACGUAACUCGGGAGAUUGACAACUUCUUCCCGGGGAUGUUCACGUAUUUGAACGUUCGCGUGUACGACGACGAGAAGACCGACCUGCUGAAGCACUGGGACGACACGUUCAAGUACAUCACGAAGGCAAAGAAAGAGGGUUCGAAGGUGCUGGUGCAUUGUAAGAUGGGGGUGUCCAGGUCAGCCUCGGUGGUGAUCGCGUACGCGAUGAAAGCCUACAACUGGGACUUCUCUCAGGCGUGGAAGCACGUGAAGGAGAAACGGACCUGCAUCAAGCCUAACAACAGCUUCCUGCUACAACUGGAGACCUAUCAGGGCAUACUGGACGCGAUGAAGAACAAAGAGAAGCUUCAGAGGUCCAAGUCGGACACGAACUUGAAGUCCCCAACGUCGACGAAGGAUCAGUCGAAGAAGGAAGAGAAGUCUGACAACGUGGACAACGACCUGCAGACUGUUUCCGGCUCUGAAUUGAAGAAGACCAGUCAAAGGCCGAAAAGUUGGUCGCCGAACGUGAAGAUCAGCGAAAUCAUGUUGCCUUCUGUUCCUCUUUCCCAAUCGCUGGAGAGCAUCGACAAGGCAGGGAACACGGAAGUGACGAGGGAAGAUCUGCUACGUUCCAGCAGCCAGAAAACGAGCAUGCCGCAGGAAGCUCGGAACGUUUUGAUGCCGUGCGGCAACGGACAGUCGUACAGCGUGUCGCAGAACAAGAUCGUCCAUCUGCCAGGUCCCUCGCUGGACACGCCGAGCGUGAAGAACCGAGUCAGCAAGUUGGAAACGCAACAGGGUCAAAGAAGAAAGGGCCUGGUGCUGAACCUGACGAAUCAAUUCGAAGCAGUCAGCAGCAAGCCGUCUUCACCGAGCUCUGACUCGGACGGGAAACCGUUGUCGCAGAGCCCGGUUUCUGGCUCUGUGAACGAGAACGGUGUGCUCGGCGUGCAGCAGCAGCAGCCAUCGUCGGAAGGUUCAUUGUCCACGGUGGCAGUGAAGCAAAACGUGUGGGACCCCGGCGAGAAGCAAGAAAAAAAGACGGAGAUCGAUAGUAAUAGUGAAUGUCUAGUCUGGACUACUGCAUCAUCGUCCGAUGCAACAAGUACCGAUUCGUGUAGUAACGCUAAGACUAACGGAGAAGUGAACGCGGAGAGUGAGUGUGUCGCGGCGAGAACGACGAUAGUGUAUCCCAGCACGUUGCCGCGAAAGAGCAAGAAAGACGGGGAUCCGUUUAGCACGCACGUCGACCGAGUGUUCGACCGCGAGGAGAGGCAAGGCGAGCCGGUGACGAGGGACUCCCCGAGUCGGCAGAGCUCCUGGAGCAGUUACGACAGUGCCGUGGUCCUCGACAACAAUUCGGUGCACAGUUCCUGGACCACGUUACCGUCGAGAAACAGUUCCUGGGGCUCGUACGACAUGCGGCCGUCGGAUUUGCUCGGCUCCAGCGGCCUCUUCCCUUACGACAAAGAGGAGAUACCCUGGCAUCCGGGUACCGUGAAACGUACCAAGCAGAAGCUCGAAGAGAACACCAGCUCAGGGACCGUGAAACGCGUGUGCACGCAAAAUUCCGACACGGAUGAGAAAGACAGAUUGCCCGUCGAGGAAGAAUCGUACAACCCAGUGCUUCUCCACCAUACCGCGUCCCCAACGCCGCGACGGAGGGACUCUUCGCCUAGCCAAGAACACAAUUUAAAGGUAGAUUGCCCCGCUAGAAACUCCCCGAGUCCCGUCAGGGGGAUCGACAUCUCGCCAGCGUCGAUUCGCCAAGUUGGAAGACUGUCGACGAGCGCGCCAGCGCCGUCUUCUCUCUCCUCCGACACGGAUCUUCCCUCGUCGUUGAGGCCCUGUAGGUCAGAGAGCGAGACGUCCAGCCCGUGCGUCGUGAACACCACGCAGUGCCCCUCGGUGAAACACCACAAGAUGGUUCUCGAGAAUCUGAGCAACAAAUCUAUAUUCAGCAAACGUUGUCUGUCGGUUGACGACUCGCCAGACGCCGAAUGUCCACGAAGUACCUCUGGCAUCGUGAAGAAUCUCAAGAAGGAGUUCGAGGCGAAGUCGACGAAGCCGGAGAGGAGUCCGGAGAACAGUUUCGAGAACGACUCGCCGAUCACCGCCGCUCGGCCGAAAAGGGACGUGAAGAUCAGAAGUUUGCCAUCGUCGCCGGUGAUCCCUCACAACGAGUCCAAGAUUCACGCCUCGUCCGAGAUCAAGGAGAAGGAGAAGUCGUGCGUCGACUCGGUCGCGUCCACGCAAGACAACCUGGAGGACAGAUCGGUGAGAGUUCUGGUCGGCAAGUACGAGGUGAAACCCGAGUCGAGAAAGUCCACGGAGAUCCAGCUACGCGUGCACAAAGAUAAGGAUUGGGAGUCGAUGGACUCGCAGCACAGCAACAAGUCGAAAAUCGGUUUAGAGUACAGCAGAAGGUCUGCGCCGAUCAUGAUCAACAAUCACUCGUCCCCUCCUUUGUUCAAUGAAGCGCCGGAAGCACCUGGCAGGCCACCAGUCCCAUCGGCUGGAGUUGUGGCAGCUAGCAAAAAGCAACAACAGCACGGCAGGACGCAUCCUCUUGCCAGGCUGCAGGUCAGGCCUAGGCACAGCAGUCCGGUUUACAACACCAUGUAAGACUAUCAAAAAAANGGGAAACGUUCACAAAGCGUUCGAUUGUUUUAUUUUUUUUUUUUUUUUUCUCCUCCCAUCGAGUCGAAUCUGUGCGCUCGUACCUGAAUGGACGGGUAUGUUGCGUGGUCGUGGCCACGAAUAUUGUGUGAAACUGUGUGAUCUCUAUUUGAUGCCAACGAGUCGAGGAUCGUUCCUCUUCGAGCUCGACCACUAAAUCGACGGGGACAUGAUUUUUGUAUAUUGAUUCGUUUCCCACCAUCUCUUCGAUGUAUGUAUUAUUUUAAUCACUGCGAGAACUUGUCCUGUAUCAUGCUGUACGGCGAUAAGGCAGAGCACCCGUAUUUUUUCGAUGCUUCCUCAAACGAACAGGAUGCGUACAAGCUUCUCGUGUCUACAUACCUACGUACCACUACGUGGCAAUGCAAGUCCGUUUGCGAUGCUUUUGUGUUCGUUAGCUUUAGUUGAUCAUCUCGAGAGAAAUUUACGCUGUUUGUAUAUUAUUUAAUUCCUUGUACGAGCGAGUAUUAAUUAUUUGCGAUAUCGAAAAGAGCAGCCCGAACAAUCGUUUCUGUGAAAUUAAUCGCGUGUUGCCCGAAUUCUUUUUCGAAGUUUUCUUUUUUUUUUUCUUCCUUUGCGAUGGAAAUCGAUGUCGAUCGUAUUUAUCACCGCCGUCUUUAUUUAAACGUUACGUUAGGUAUUCGUCCAAGCAAAAUGUCUUCGCGUGAAAUAUUUAACAAGCGGUUGAUAAAUAUACGUAUACAUAGUUGAUAAGCCAAGUAAGGAUAAAAAAACAAAAAAAGAAAAGAAAGCAAAAAAAAAAAAAAAAAUAAAUAAAAUAAAAUAAGAAAGAAACGACGAGUUUCUCAACGUCGAUAUAAAUCUCGAGAGAUAUCGAAAAGAUACAAGUGCCUUGUCCUACCGUCAACGAUUGUAUACAUAUAUAUAUAUAUACAUAUAUAAAUAUUCGUACUAAGGCACGUUCAAGAUCCUUCACAAUUUUUAUGUUCCUUCUUCGUCAGACGUGUCUUUGGCCUGCUCUUAACAAUUAGUUCAAUUACUUUUUAAGCUGGAAAUGCAACAAUUCUAGGAAACACGCGGAAAAGAAAAAAAAGGGGGAAAGAAAAAAAGAAAGAAUACUGUUAUUCCUACGACGUGUCGUCACCUAAUAGACCUAAUUAUGGGCUUGGAAUCAAACGUGAUGUGUUUGUGUAUGCGGAGGUGUCGCGCAGAAGUUGGAGCCAGCGUGUUCUUGAACCGUGACACGAGAGAGAUAGCGAUUGGCUCCGGUCAGGCUGUGAACGAAAGGUCCGGGGCCUCGCGCGUUAUUGUAACUAAAAAGAUAUUGCGCUCUGGCUCCUUCUUCUGCUGUUUACGUUGCGUGAUCGCCGAGGCGUAUGCAAGAUAGAGAUUCUAUAUAAAAGAGAACACACUUCGAAACGACGACGUGUAAUGUUAAGCUGUAUUAUUUAGUAUUUUAGAGCGAACAAUGUGAUUAGGAUGGUGCACAGUAUGCGAGGAGAGACGAAAAUAGCA